Cyprinus carpio (common carp) is the source of this 2022-nucleotide messenger RNA. RefSeq names its product myelin basic protein a (gene mbpa). Gene Ontology annotation, cellular component: compact myelin; neuronal cell body; cell periphery. Gene Ontology annotation, biological process: myelination. Gene Ontology annotation, molecular function: structural constituent of myelin sheath. NCBI's taxonomy places the organism in Eukaryota, Metazoa, Chordata, Actinopteri, Cypriniformes, Cyprinidae. The record is from RefSeq and is a predicted model, not a curated record.
AUGCCAUGCAAAGGAGGGGAUGACACCUUCAAAGGCCAGCCCUUCUUCCUUAGAAGCGCCGAAGACUAUCGAGAAGGUUUGCAGAGUGUCCCCAGAACGGACUUUGGAUUGAGUGGAGAAAGACAUUCGAGGGCCAUCCAGACUGUAGACCACCAAACAGAGCAACACCUAGAAUGGCCACUGCAAGUACCUCUGGACAAAGCCCCUUCGGGCUGGGCAGGAAGAAGAGGUCCCCUGGUCUCCUGGAUAAAAUUGGCAGGUUCUUCGGAGGAGACAAAAAGAGAAAGGGAAAGAGACCCCAGCACUCUUCCACCCGUCGUCGUGGAGAUGUCAACCCUGUGGUGCAUUUCUUCAGGAGCUUUGUGUCCUCUCCUCGUCCCAAGUCGAGGUGGAGAGAACUAUUGGGCCUGGCAUCCCCGUCAGCACGUGGCUCGGAGAGCAUUAGAUCGCCUCACAGACGCAGAAGGGAGCAGAAAACACUCUCCAGAAUCUUCAACCUGGGAGAAAGCCGAUCUCGCUCUCCACCCAAACGCUGGAGCACCAUCUUCUGAGCCCAUCUCCGACCACAAAAACGCCAAGAUGGAAGAGAGUGAAACGGAUGAAAAGCAAAAACUUGAGAGGGAGGAUCUCUGCCCUAUAUAUUCACAAGUAGCAGCGAGUUUAACAGACUAACAUUGGCCAUCUUCGCUUCCUAAAUAGAGAUACAAUCCAAGUAUCUGUUGUUACAUGCCUGCAGGGUUUCAUAAGCAUGUGUUGACUGUAUGUGUGCAAAACUGCUGCAAUAGUUGUCAAUGGUCAGGAGAUGUGAUAGUCGAACGUUUAGUUGCUAUAUUGGAAGUCUCCCUCCAAAAUUCAGUUCAAAAAUUUUUAAGAGGAUCAUCAUCCCUUAGAAAAGCAGAUUAACCAAAAGGUUUGAUUAUUAGUCUUAAUUGACUGAACUAGACAGAGUAUUUCUCAGUUUGAACCAUUAAACAUAAAAGUAAGAUAUAACAGGCAUCGAGACCCAUCAUUGUAUAAUUCUGAAUUUACCUCAGAUGUAGCUUACACAAUGGGUUGCUUGUGUGCUAUCCAGCAUUUGAUGCCUGCCAUUAGUCAUUGUGCUACAGUGAAGAAGCCUCUCCAUGUUUGAGAUCAAUGUUCAGCCUCAGUGAUGUGCAGUGUAUUUGUGGAUGUUUACAUUAAUUGUGGUCCCUGUGUUGUGUUAUAUAUUGGUUAUUUCCUUUGUACCAAGAACUAUGUAUAUAGGAUUUUUUAUUGUGUUUUGAGCAAUUAAAAAAAAAAAGAAAAAUGAUGACCAGUUAACAUUUAAUACCUAAUAUUAAAUUUGAUUUAUUUGAGUAAUUAUUUACCUCUUUAAUUAGAAACUUGCCUUAAAAGUUGUUAAUCAAAGACUAAAAACAUGAUUUUGUGGACUAGGGAAUAGAUUCUAAGCAUAUCUUACGCUUGGAUUGUAUGCCCUCAGAUGUUGCACUGCAGUAAGUGUGUUAAAACAGCCUGUAAAUGUUGUCUGCGUCAUUAUGUCUGCAAUUUUGAUGUUAUUUUAGAAAGGUCUCAUGUAAUUACCAAGGGUAGGAUUAAUAUUUAAAUAACAGACAUGCAGAAAUCUAGGAGAAACAGUCAGUGGGAGCAUAAAGGGUACGAAACUGGUGAGGAAAAGGAAAGAAACCUGAAAGUGUAUGAGGGAUAAUGUGAGAAAUGAUAAACGAGGAAUUCUGAAAGAGUACGGUGGAGUUUAUUCAGCUGAUUUUUUUUUUCUUUAUUUUCUCUGUAAUGUUUCUCACGUGUCUUAAUAAUGUUCAUUGUUUCGUGUCUCAUAGACUCUUCCUGUAUGUACUGUUUCUGAAAUAUUGCUGAAUAAACAUUAGGUCAAAUAUUCUCCCUGUCAGCGCUGGAUUUGUCUCCAAAAUGGUGCUACAUUUAUAUAAUGCACAGGAUAUUCCGAAGUGGCCAGGUGUUCUCAUGUAAUAUCUUUAACCCUCUCUUUAUUUAUAAAGUAACGUCAAAUAAAGAAUCGGAAAUGUA